CUACAGUGGGAAGGUCUUCCAGGUCACUCUGCUCUCUCUGGGAGGCUUUCUGCUUCUUCCUCUCCUCAUCGUCAUCCUCAUCCUGGAGUCUCCCAUCCACCCCGAGGUCUUCAGUCUGAAGGAGCCCCCGCUGAUGAAGGGCUGCUGGGAGCCCAACCUGAAGCUCCGAGAGGCUCAGAGACUGUUUGAAGACCAGAUCGUCGGACCGGAGUCCAUCGCCAACAUCGGAGAUGUUUUGUUCGCUGGAACAGCCGACGGGAAGAUCGUGAAGCUGAUUGGUCGAAGGAUUCACACGGUGACGAGACUCGGAAAACUGCCAUGUGGUUCCAGAGAGGAGGAGUCCACCUGCGGGAGGCCGUUGGGGAUCAGAGUGGGACCCAAUGGGACUCUGUUUGUAGCCGAUGCUUACCUGGGUCUGUUCGAGGUCAACCCCACCACAGGUGAUGCGACCAGGUUGGUGUCGGGCGGUCAGGUGGUCGCAGGCAGGAAGCUGUCGUUCAUUAACGACCUGGCAGUGACUCAGGACGGGAAGAAGGUGUACUUCACCGACUCCAGCAGCAGGUGGCAGCGCAGGGACUAUCUGCACCUCAUCAUGGAGGCCACGGCCGACGGACGCGUGAUGGAGUACGACACCGAGACCAGAGAGCUGACGGUGGUGAUGGAGAACCUUCGGUUUCCAAACGGGAUCCAGCUGCUGCCAGACGAGGAGUCGGUGCUGGUGGCCGAGACCACCAUGGCCCGGAUCCGCAGAGUCCACGUUGCCGGUCUGAACAAAGGCGGGAUGGACACCUUCAUUGACAACCUGCCCGGUUUUCCCGACAACAUCCGUCCGAGCUCGUCCGGAGGUUACUGGGUGGCCAUGUCCGCGGUGCGGCCCAACCCCGGCUUCUCCAUGCUGGACUUCCUGUCCCAAAGACCCUGGAUCAAGAAAUUCAUCUUCAAGCUCUUCAGUCAGGAGGUCCUGAUGAAGUUCGUCCCUCGGUACAGCCUGGUCGCGGAGCUCCACGACGGCGGCAUUUGCACCCGGAGCUUCCACGAUCCCAAUGGCCUGGUGGCGGCCUACGUCAGCGAGGUCCACGAGUACGACGGGAACCUGUACCUCGGCUCCUUCCGCUCGCCGUACAUCGCCAAACUCGACCUGCGCAAAGUCUAACGACACGUCGACGGACGCACAGACAGACAUUUGGGACUGUUUCGUCUUUAACUGCAACGUCGCGAUCGAGGUGAAAUAAAAACCGCCGGAUGGCGGUCGGUCAGAGUUUUUGUUCCAGGGUGACAUUUUGUUUAAGGGAGGGGCUCAGAGUGCGUGACGCGUUCAUGUUAGUCGUCUCUGUUAGCGGCUGGGUAUCGAACCUCAGUACCGGUCCGAUUAAUUAUAAACAAUAACAAUUAAAAUUCUUGUUUCAGUUAAUUUACGAAGACGUAUGACAAAGAAAAAUAGCAAAUAUUCACAUUUUAGAGGUAUUUUGACUAAAAUUAUUUGUUUAUUAUCAGAAUAGUUGCCGAUUUAUUUUUUAUUGAUCGACUAAGAAAUGAAUUGAUUAAUAUUUGCAGCUGUAAGAUUGAUCAUCUUGUUCUUUGAUCGGAUAAUUCCUGAGUUGAAUCCUCAUUUCUGCAGUUUUUGUAUUUUAUGUAACUUUAGCUUCUUUUCUCGAUUUCAAAAAGGUUUUGUAGAAAUGUGUGUUAAUACUGAGUUAUUGAUCGGCACAAGUAUCGAUACCCAGCCCUACGAUCGCUCUUACCUGAUGAAAAGAAAGAAUCUUGCACUAACUUUCCAGCUAGCUUAAUUUAAUUUGAAUUGCUCGCUAACUGGCUCACUCUGUCACUAUAGCACCAUAAAUAUAACUCGAGCAUUUUGAUGCUAACGUUCCUUUUUUUUGCCUGUUAUGGGAGACAGAAGUAAUUUCUCGCUACCUCCAAGCUAACUUUGUACGGUUCAGGUUACCAUUGUUUCUGCUACUAGCUGCCAUUUCUCACUUUAAUAUGUUAGCUAGCCUGUGAUUAAAAAAACAAAAAAUAAGAGUAAUUCUGCUGGUUUACUGGAAAUGUCCACAUAUUAGCUGCAGUAACCUCGAGGCGACUGCAUCCUCUGUACAAUGGAAACUUGAAAUUUUAGCUUAAUUACUUUGAAGGACACGUUGUAUUAUUAAAGUUAAAUCAGUAUUAGGAAAGUGUCGUAAUUAUAACUUGGAUGUAAAAGCUUUUUAUGUUAACAAGUUAAAAAGUUAACAAACAUUAUUUAGCAUGUUAUUUUGUCGACGUGCUAAACAACUAAAUGUUUUAAAUAUUUUAUUAUAAUAUUAUCUGAUCUCGACAUUAAAACUCAGUUAAACAGUAUUUUAACAACUACUGGAUGCUAACGUGGCUGCAGAGUUUCAUCAAUUCAUUUAAUAAGGAGAUUUACCCGUUGUUUCACUAACAAUAUGUAACACAACAAGAGUGGCUAAUCUAGGCUAUUAGAUAUGCUACAUGCUCAGCUAAUCUAUGUUGAAAAGACAAAGAUAAGAGACAAACAUAUAUUUAUAUAUUAAUUGUUAACUGGCUACCUUCUGUUGACAUUGUGUGAAUGUAACAUUAUGCUGCUUUUAUGUUUUAUUGUAAGUUUGAGUUUCCCGCUAAACAGUGUUCACGUCUUACAAAACUUCCUAAGCCCCGCCCCUUUCUACUCUGUGCUCCAAUCACAGUUGAGCAAACCUCGUCGACCUUUUGUUUCUUAACUAAACUAAAGCUGUCGUUAACUAGUGUGCUAAUCUUUGUUAUGCUAUGUGCUUAUCUCACCUACGUUGAAAAGAAAACAACAUAUAGAGGAGCAACAUAUAGAGGAGCAACACAUAGAGGAGCAACAU
This is a messenger RNA of Morone saxatilis (striped sea-bass), 2846 nucleotides long. It is a transcript of the gene apmap, whose product is annotated as adipocyte plasma membrane associated protein. Gene Ontology annotation, biological process: biosynthetic process. Gene Ontology annotation, molecular function: strictosidine synthase activity. Lineage: Eukaryota; Metazoa; Chordata; Actinopteri; Moronidae. The record is from RefSeq and is a predicted model, not a curated record.